Messenger RNA from Kwoniella shivajii, 621 nucleotides. RefSeq lists its product as uncharacterized. Gene Ontology annotation, molecular function: 2 iron, 2 sulfur cluster binding. The coding region runs from base 1 to 621 and encodes 206 amino acids. The record is from RefSeq and is a predicted model, not a curated record. Gene Ontology annotation, cellular component: cytoplasm; mitochondrion. The transcript has 4 exons. Gene Ontology annotation, biological process: iron-sulfur cluster assembly. Lineage: Eukaryota; Fungi; Basidiomycota; Tremellomycetes; Tremellales; Cryptococcaceae.
AUGGCAUCAUUAAGACAGACAUUCGCAUCGUCCUCUCGAAUCACCUUGCAUCAUUUCCACCCUUCUUUGUAUACUACACCCAGACCUCUGUUCAGAUUAGCUUCUUCUCUAGCUCAAUCGACAUCGACCGAAUCUUCCUUCAAAGGGAUUCCAGCUCCAGCUUAUUCUGGUCCUAUCAAGGAACUAAGCAAAGGCAAAGCGAAAGAUGAUAUUCACGCUACUACCAUGACACCGACUCCACCAACAAAGAAAGCUGAGAGGAGAAAAGUAGAAUUGAAGGGAAAGAAGAGUGCCAUCACCAUGACUCCAUCUGCGAUUGCAAGACUUCAAGCACUGAUCUCGUCACCUACAGAACCGAAAUUACUGCGAAUAUCAGUCAAAUCACGUGGAUGUGCUGGCAUGGCUUAUCAUCUGGAUUACGUCCCCCCUCCAGGAGGUAGAUUCGAUGAAGUGGUAGAGCAAGACGGAGUGAAAGUUUUGAUUGAUAGUAAAGCUUUAUUCAGUAUUAUAGGAAGUAGAAUGGAUUGGAGAGAUAAUAGAUUGAGUGCUGGAUUCGUCUUUGACAACCCAAACGUAGUAGAUACUUGUGGAUGUGGUGAAUCAUUCAACAUCCGACCUUGA